Molecule: messenger RNA, 1084 nt
Organism: Cloeon dipterum
Lineage: Eukaryota; Metazoa; Arthropoda; Insecta; Ephemeroptera; Baetidae
Product: centrosomal protein of 78 kDa
Exons: 6
Coding region: 47-1063 (338 amino acids)
Cellular component (GO): centrosome
Molecular function (GO): protein binding
Source: RefSeq, a predicted model, not a curated record
UGUUCCAGCCUCUGUUGCCUUUUCGAAUUUUUCUAAAAUCGCCGAAAUGCAGGCAUGCACGUUCAAAGAUCCUCGCGAGUUCAAGGAUUGCUACCUGAAGCAAUGCGAGCGCCGCAAAAUCAGCACACCGACCAAAUUUCUAGCACACCAGACAGACGCUACGAAGCUGGUCAUGCCUGCGGACAGGAUAAAAGUCUCUGACUGGGAAGCUAUCUGCUCCGCUCUGCUCAAAGAGAACCUUCUCAAAACUUUAUCCAUCGUCAGUGCGAAGAAAAAGAAGGACUGGUUAAACUUAGUGGAUCAGAGUGUUACAACGGAAUUUGGAGCGAACUCUGUGAAAGGCCCUGCGAUCUUCACUCGCUACGUUCUGGAAAAAGUAGUCACAUCCGUGGUGAAAGCCCUGCUGCGCAAGGAGAGCAGUUGCGAGAGCCUCCACCUGGAACUGCCCUUGAAUCCAACCUGCUGCCGCCUCUUCAGCCAGGGAAUCGCGGGAGCGUCUAAAUUGCGCAACCUGUCCUUAAGGGGCAGUUGCGUCGGGGAUGAAGGGUUGCGGUUCGUGUGUGACGCCCUAAGGGCAAUGCCCAACCUCAGGGAGCUCGAUUUUUCAGAGUGCAACCUUGGUGUGCCGUCUGUUGAGAGGAUUGUAGAGCUUGUUAAAUGUCACGGGAUGAUUCUCUCCACUAUUGCAUGGGAGAGCAGUUUCAGGUACCGAGCCCCUGAAGUGAGCAGCUCAAUCGGAUUGGUCAGACUGAGUUUGAACAAGAACCCAGGCAUAGGGGAUGAGGGGGCGCGGAAGCUGGCGGAAGCGAUCAAGGACGAUAUAUGUCUCAGGGGGCUCGACCUGCAAGGCUGCCGCAUCAGCAAUGAUGGAGCAACGGCCUUGCUCGGCCUGCUGAUGCACAACAAGAGUCUGCAAGUCAUGGACGUACGCGCCAAUGAAGUCUCCUACUACGUCCUUGACAGCAUUCAGAGAGCCCUGCAGGCCGAGGAAAGAGUGGCUGAGACAAAGAAGGCUCUCUUUAAAAUCGAAUGGCUUCCGCUGACGAUGAGUGCGAGCAAAUAAAAAUAAAGUUCAGUACUGCAA